GUUAAUAUACUUAGUCUAUUGUGUAUAAAGUAAUUACACAAAAACGUGACUAUAAGUAUUGAAGCGCGCUUAAUAUAAAUAUACUGAUCUGUUUCAAUUUAAUAAAGUUAACUAGUUUUCCUUAUAUUUUUUUCAAAAAUCGUGGGCACCGUUUUUUUUUAGCUAACCAAAAUGCAAGGUUUCAAGAUUUUGUGUAUUGCAACAUGCACUCUUUUAGUAUUAGAUGUGCUAGAGGCUGUUGAUCAAGAAUCAGUCAAAGAUGUUAAUACCCCUACUGAAGCAUUCCAAGAUAAAAAAGAAGGCAAAAUGCAGAAGGCAUCAUCAUACUUUGGAAAUGUAGCUGAAAGUAUCAAAAGUAAAAUGAAUAAAGCAAAAAUUAGUAAAGCACAAGCUGAUGGAAAUGUAGAACCUACUAAACCUAUCUCAAGUAAAAUGACAACAACCUUCACACAGGCCAAAAAUGCAUUGAAAACUAAUUUCCAGGAAAAUGCCAGUAAACUGAGGACAGGACUCCACAGAACCAAAGAAAUAAGAGAACAAACUGAUGGAAAUGUAGAAACUACUAAACCUAUCUCAAAUUCGAACAAUUUAGGUAAAAUGCCAACAAACUUCGAACGGGCCAAAAAUGCAGUUAAAAUUAAUUUGCAGGAAAAUGCCGCUAAACUGGGGACAGGACUCAACAGAGCCAAAGGUACAUUAAUGCAAAAAAUGAAAAAAAAUGCACCAAUAGCUAAAGGAAAAGGCAAAAACGAGGAAGUAAAAGGCCAAGACGAUGUACUAGAAUAAUAAUUGUCAUAUUAUUAUUUUGUCGAUUAAGACACUUUAAAACAAUAUUAUUAAACUUUUAAUUUUAUGUAA
Messenger RNA from Adelges cooleyi (spruce gall adelgid), 858 nucleotides. RefSeq lists its product as uncharacterized. The record is from RefSeq and is a predicted model, not a curated record. Lineage: Eukaryota; Metazoa; Arthropoda; Insecta; Hemiptera; Adelgidae. The transcript is spliced from 8 exons. The coding region runs from base 172 to 786 and encodes 204 amino acids.